Sinocyclocheilus anshuiensis is the source of this 506-nucleotide messenger RNA. Its product is annotated as serine protease inhibitor Kazal-type 1-like. NCBI's taxonomy places the organism in Eukaryota, Metazoa, Chordata, Actinopteri, Cypriniformes, Cyprinidae. The coding region runs from base 66 to 296 and encodes 76 amino acids. The record is from RefSeq and is a predicted model, not a curated record. Gene Ontology annotation, molecular function: protein binding; serine-type endopeptidase inhibitor activity. The transcript has 4 exons.
GAGCCCCAGAUACAAAAAUACACCUGCUGAAUUUCCCACUCUCAACUCACACGACGACAGUGAUCAUGAAGUUUGCUAUCCUGAUCUGCGUUUCUGUUCUCUUUUACCUCUCUGUGGCAGAAACACAACAGAGCGAGGACAACAAUGUUCCUGAUUUUGGAUGUACUCGUGAGUACAAUCCAGUGUGUGGAGAUGAUGGAGUCACAUACUCCAAUGAGUGCAUGCUACACUGGGAGAGCAAGCAUCGUAACAAGAACGUCAGCCUAAAGCACGUAGGAGUGUGUGAGACCUCCUGAACUCACUGCUGUUACAUCUAUGGCAUCCAAAAUGGCUUUCCAUUUAGAUACUACAGCAACUACGAAUGAUUUUCUGUCAUACGUUAAUCAGUAUCAUAUAAUGACAUAUGCUAUUUGAACUUUUCCAGACAUCACUUUGUCAACAUGUAAUUUCAUGCAAUAAAACAGUUUAGAAUUUAAGAGCUCUAUUUUAUUAAUAAAUUAAUAAAU